Ictalurus furcatus (blue catfish) is the source of this 1377-nucleotide messenger RNA. It is a transcript of the gene foxl2l, whose product is annotated as forkhead box L2-like. Gene Ontology annotation, molecular function: DNA-binding transcription factor activity, RNA polymerase II-specific; RNA polymerase II cis-regulatory region sequence-specific DNA binding. Bases 326 to 1186 code for a protein of 286 amino acids. Gene Ontology annotation, biological process: cell differentiation; regulation of transcription by RNA polymerase II; anatomical structure morphogenesis. The transcript has a single exon. The record is from RefSeq and is a predicted model, not a curated record. Lineage: Eukaryota; Metazoa; Chordata; Actinopteri; Siluriformes; Ictaluridae.
AAAAAAAACCCAAACAACAUUUUUUUAAUCAAAAUAACGAGCAAUUUGCACGGCAUGUAUCCAAACAGCAGUGUGUUUCAAAGGAGCUUUACAGAUUGAAUGUAACACUGAGUCAAAACAUGUCUCCGUCCUUCAUGUCACCCGAGAGCUUCACAAGCGCCGCGUUUCCAGACCUGAUCGUGGGAAUGCCGCGCUUCGUUUGUGGGCGGGACACCUGCACCGGUUGCUCUUGUGAUUAUCCCGUGAAGACUCAAGCAUUUCCAACCUGUUAGUCUAACCUACAUCUAUAUAAUCUACAUCUCGAUCUGACUUGAACCCCGCGAGUAUGGAGGACGGAUCUGAAGAACUGUUCCGACAGCAGCCGGGACACUUGGAAGUCUCCUUGGACGCGGUGUCCACCACCGGGGAGGACGAGAACGCCAGCGCGGGCGCUUCAGGCACGGAGCUGCAGGCUCUGGAGAAGCCUCCGUACUCGUAUGUGGCGCUCAUCGCCAUGGCCAUCCGAGAGAGCACUGAGAGGAAACUAACUCUGAACGGGAUCUAUCAGUUCAUCGUUUCUAAGUUCCCUUACUACGAGAAAAACAAAAAGGGCUGGCAGAACAGCAUCCGGCACAACCUCAGCCUCAACGAGUGUUUCGUUAAAGUGCCCCGGGACAGCGGUGGCGGAGGAGGCAGUGGAGAGAAGAAGGGCAACUUCUGGACGCUUGAUCCUGCUUUCGAAAACAUGUUCGAUAAGGGCAACUACCGGCGCAGGAGGCGCGUCAGGAGACCUUACCGAGCACCUGCUUUACCUUACAUCCCGUCUGUGAACUUCACCGAGCCGCUGUACUUCCACCGGGAGCCUGUGUACUGGCAGACCCCACUAGUCGGAGGCACAUGGAGCGUCGUACCGCAGCCCGGCGCGCACCCCGCGGUCCCAGCCUACAGCUUCCACAGCAGCGGGAACGCGCGUCCUUCGUCUCCCAACACAUACGCCAGCUCCCCCGUGAGUUAUUACCACACUGCGAAUGUCCGUCCGUCCUACGGACCAUACCAGCACUCAUACCAUGCUCUUGCGCCGCACUCUGGGCGCACUUUAUGCGAUAUAUCCGCUCCGGAGAGUCCCGGCGGAAGCGCUAUUCCCAUCGGCAACUACGCGCCGCAGCAUCCGUACAGCCAGGCCGACCUGGAGCACAGCUUUGAAUGAAGAGCAAAAAAAGAGCUUUGGGAUUUAAAUUGUUCAGAAAUGUGGAUCUUUACAUGCAGGACAAGUCGUUCAUAUGGAUUUAUACUUUCGUAAAAGUGAGUUCUGAGUUUGCAUUGCGUUGGUUUUACGCAGAAACACUAAACCUAAUGACUUCAGUGAAGCGGUUCGUUGUUGUUCGAGUUGUAAUUCGU